Ustilaginoidea virens is the source of this 1371-nucleotide messenger RNA. RefSeq lists its product as uncharacterized. The record is from RefSeq and is a predicted model, not a curated record. Bases 1 to 1371 code for a protein of 456 amino acids. NCBI's taxonomy places the organism in Eukaryota, Fungi, Ascomycota, Sordariomycetes, Hypocreales, Clavicipitaceae. The transcript is spliced from 3 exons.
AUGGGCGACGAGGCGCCGGAACCCUCCGCCGACGGAGACGCAUCGUCAUCCAACACCGCCCGCUCCGACCCCGCCACAGGCGACCAAGUCGUCAACGUAGCCGAGCAAGGCGACAUCAUCCUCGACGUGACCUUUGAGCUGUCGGAGCGAACCCUCCAGAGGCCCGGCACACUGGCCGCCGCCGCCGCCGCCGCCGCCGCGGCGCGCACGCUCAGCAACGGCCAGCAGCCGCGGCCCAUUCUCACGCCCAGGCUCCAGAUGGCCUACCGCGUCAGCUUCGACGUGCUGAAACGGCACUCGGCCUACUUCGCCAACCUGCUCACGAACCCGGCCUUUCGGGAAUCCGUCCUCAUCUCCGCGGCGCGCGAGAACCUGCUUCUCCGCGGCAUCGAGCCCGCCGACGCGGACCCGUCGGAUCUGCCCCGCGUGCUCAUCACCGACGACGACGAGGCCACCCAGUCCGCGGGCAGGGAACUCGCCUUUGAGGACAUGCUUCGCAUCGUGCACCAGCGGCCUGUUAGGAAUGCCCGUCCGCUCAUGCUGUACGUGACUACGCUGGCCGUCACGGCGGACCGCUUCGACUGCACGCCUGCGGUGGCGAGAGCUCUCGCGGAAAUCAAGUUCAAGUGGCCGCUUACCAGCACCAAGCCGUACCUGGACGAGGCUGGCCGGCCCACCGACGUCGAGGGCGUGUUGAGGCAGAAAGUACUGACGGCGUGGCUGUUGGACGACAAGGGGCUAUCCGCUGCGUGGUGGAACCUGCCCCAAGGCAUUGAAGAAGAGCUUCGCCACAGGAGAGAAUGCAUCCUCAACGCCGUGUCCUCCAUCCAGACACACUUCCUCUCCCUCUAUUCGUCCCGUGACCGCCAGUGCAAACUAGGCUACGACUCCAGCCCUGCCUGCGACUCCUUCCAGUUCGGCCAAAUGCUCAAGUUUCUCCUGUCGCGGCGCCUCCUCUUCCUCGUCGACUUUUCCACAGCCUCUGCCGAGCGUCUCCCCGACACCUCGCUCGUCGACGUUGAAGAGCUGCUGGCCACGCUGAAGCAGUGCCCGAAUUACCAGCUUGACAAGCAUCACAUGAAUUGCGGGUUGAGGAUCCGCAUAGAUCCCAUACUGGAUUACGUGCGGGCCAUGCUCUCCGCUCAGGUGAUUAGCAUCCCGCUUGCGGAUUGGAAGAGGACAAGGGCAGACGUGUCUUGGGUCUCGGGCAAGGCAGCGGACAACGGCCAAGAGGGCGAGGCAAGAGCCUUUGCAUUCACGAGGGCCUUGGCUAACGAUCAGAGGCUGAGAUACGAGGGGGCCAUGCACGCCGAUAAGAUGGCCAGGAGCUUGUUCACGGCCGAUACUUGGGAUUGGACACCCGAGCUUUGA